UUGAUCGUCGAUGUAGAAUUCGAUUCUUUUUAUUAAAAAUAAUUAAAUUAAAUGAAAUAGAAUUCCAGAUAUUAUGGAUAUCCAUUCGAUUAUGUGCAGUAAAUGCAUUUUUUAAAUCUAGAUCAUCAAUGUAAUUGCUCAUAGAGUUGCUCCAUAUAUGGAUGUAUAUGUCGUUGACUGUCAGUUUUGACAUUAUCGUGAAGUGUCAGAUUUAUUUAGAUAGAAAAAUAUACGUUUGCAAUUGUAUUAUUCGUUAAAUGUACACAACACUUAUCAAUAAUUUUGCGAUUUUAAGUGAAAGUCAAGUUAUUUUCUGUCUAUGUCAUUAUUCAAUAGAAUAAUAUGCAAUUUUCUUUUAGUGAAUAUAUAUUGCCGAACUUUCUGUUGAUGGUAAAAGUGAGAACAAUAUUCAUUAAUGUCAUCUAUAUUUCUUAAAGAUGGACCCCCAUCUGAAUUGUUUUUUCAAAGUGUGAAUGGAUGUAAUUUAAAACUUAUAGAUGAAAGUGCCAAAUCUAAACAUGUUAUGAACAUUUAAUAUAGUAAUACUGCUUGCUGGUUCUAUAUUAAUUUUAAUACUACAGUACAUUUAUUUUAUUACUUCUGUGAGAAAAGAUACAUUAACAGUUGUAGAAUCCGUUGGUAAUAAGCUCAUGUAAAUUUGUUCCUUGGGAUACAGUGGUAGAUGUAAUCAUUAAUGAAGUUAUAACAGGACAAAGGGUAUUAUAUUACCUUACAAUUAUAGUGAAAGAAUCUGUAGAUGGAAAGGAAUCAGUAAAACUAAUUCCUUUAUUCCAAGAGUUAAUACCUGAAAGAAAAUGCCUGGAAUAUAUGUACGAGAGACUAGCUGGAUUGAUUGGAUGCAACAAAGCGAAAAUCCAGUUUUAACUGUGCCUGGUUCAUAUUGGCUGUGUCAUAAACAUAAUAUAUAUAAAUUUAUAUUUAAAUAUCAUCGAACAAUUAGAACCAUAAAGCAUUUUACCUAUGGAAAAGAAUUAAUGAAAAUAAUUAGGAGAAUUAUAAAAAAUCCACCACGCCAAGGACAACAAUUUAGUACAAACAAUCUUUUAGUUACCUACAAUCAUACAUCUUGGACUAGACAUGAUAAAAUAUUUGCAAUGACAAAAUUUAAGGAACGAUCUGCUGCAGCAUGUUCUCAUGCAUUUGUUCUUACUAUAAAAGUAAUGUCUCUUUUAGAGAGCUCAGAACAGGCUAUCAAGUAUGCUGUAACAACUUGUUCUGAUAAACCGUUAGUUUGGAAUACUAAAGAAUUAGUACCCUCUUUUCAUAAUGAUUUUCCAGAACAUAGCAAACAAUGUAAUAUUAUACAAGAGAAAGUAUUCGAAUUAAAAAAUGUCAAGCAGAUAGAUGAUAAUUUCACAUUAAAUAAAAUGACAAAGAACUCGACAAAUAAGGAACUAGUUAAACAAAGGACACAUAAUAAAGACUUUAAUAAGCCUCAGCCAUCCAUAACACUUAGUGAAUUAUCUGAAAAUGUAGGCAUUAAUAAUAAACAAAAAUUAAAUACGUAUUUAAACGACAGUAAUGAAAAAUCUGAAAAGAGAAAUAAUUGUACUAUAAGUAAUAAACAUUCAACGGUAGCUAAUGUUGAGGAGGAUAGAUUAAUGUCCAAUCGAUUGCAAGAUUCGAAUAUCUUAAAAGAAGAAACUAUUGAAAAUAAAGAUUAUAGUAACAAAGUGGACGAAGACAUAAUUAAAAAUAUUAUCUCUGAAUCGGAUAAUAGUGAAGUUAAUUCUACUAAUGUAGAUUCUGCUAGUUUACCUUAUCAAUACUUGAUUGAAAGAGAAAUCGAAGAUGCGAAACUCAACACAAUUAAUCUCAAAAGUCCAAUACUUGGUUCUAAGAAACGUAAGAGACACGAAGUAGAUGAAAAGUCCUCUGUUGCUUCUGACGACUUACUCAUAGUUGUUCCAGAGACUGAUGAGCCAGUUUCUUCUACAAAAAGAAAACGAGGCUCCGAUAACGUAACAUCAAAAUCUUCUGAUAUUACGGAUUUAGUAAUGGAAGGAUUAAUGUUUACUAUUCGGCAAGCACAAGGUACUGUAGUUAUAGAACAAAAAACGAAAUCGGAGUUAGGUGAAGUGUUAGAAAAUUCUGAAAAAAUUGAGACGAGAAAACAAGAAAAAUGUCUACGAAAUUCUAGUUUGCUUGGAUUGGAAAAUUUAAUUACUAUGAUCGAAUCACCGAAGAAACCUGAAACUCAACAGAAUCCUCAAACUAUAACUAUGCAAGAGAACACUUCAAAAUACCAAAAUACAAAUAAGUAUACAUUUAAUAAUGUGAAUUAUUCCUUCAAAGAUAUUUGUUUUACUAAUGCACGCUUAAAUAGAAACUCUCAUAAAAUGAAUAAGAAUCAGUACACUGAAAUGUAUGAAACAAAUAUAAAAUUAACUGACAAUGAAGAUUUGCAGUAUGGCAAAGAGAAUAAAGAGAAAGAGGAAUGGGAAGAGGAAGAAGACAUUAUACCAGAAACAUUGCAAAAUCUCUCUCCUCAAACUUCAGUUCUUUCUUUUGAAAGAGUAAAUAAAUCUAUACAAGAUAUGACGGAUAAAGAUUUAUUAAUGGAUGACAUAGGUACUGAAAUAUCAGCCAAACUUGGGGUAGCAAUUGAACGAGAUUCACAUUUUGCUAAAAAACUUAAAUUACAACAUGAAGGUGUAAUUAAUAAUAUUAAAAAAACAAAUAUUCCAAUAAUAAUUUCAAAUGAAAUUAUUGCUACAGACCAAAUACCUCUUCCAUUACAAAAAAUACUGCACAAUAAGUCGUCAACAAAUCUUACUUCUAUAAAUAGUACAAAUGAAACAGAGAAGAGAAAUUUUAGUUACAACAUACAUGCAGAAAGGCUGAGUUUGUAUUAUAAUAUAUUGGAAGGUUCUGAAUCCUUGGAAAGUUCUCAAACUCUUACAUCAAGUGAAAUUGAGAGAAGCAAUAUAAAUGCACCACUUUUAACAUUAGAAGGCGAACAUACAAAUAUUGAUCUUACAAAAAACAAGCUGAAAGAAAGUAAGGAUAAACACUCUACUAGUAUUAAUAAAGUAGAACAGAUAUCAUCACGUGAAUUACAAGACGUUACACAGGAAUUUUAUCAAAAUAUUUUAUAUUUAGAAAAGAAAAAAAAUUUAAAUGAUCAACAUUUGACAAAAAAAUCUGUAAAUAUGAUUCAAGAUCCACAUACCCCUAAUGCUCAUAUAGAAAUGAUAAAAUUUUUUCAUGAUAUUACAAAAGGUGCCAAAGUUGUUAUAACAAGGAUGAGUACAAAAAACAUUCACAAUAUAAUAGCAAAAAAUUCUUAGUUACUUGUAAAAUGCAACGAACUUACAUCAAAUGCACUGAAAAUAAAAUUUUAAACAAUC
Megalopta genalis is the source of this 3371-nucleotide messenger RNA. NCBI's taxonomy places the organism in Eukaryota, Metazoa, Arthropoda, Insecta, Hymenoptera, Halictidae. The record is from RefSeq and is a predicted model, not a curated record.